CAUUGUGGAGGCGAGAGGUCCGGGAUGUGACCCCGGCUCAAGCUGCAGCUGUAGCAUAGGCGGCUGCAGCUGCGGCGGUGGCUUCAGAGGCCCCGGGGUCCUUGCAGGUUGUGGAAGAGGACCCCGAUCCCCUUCUGCCUCAGGUCAUAAGAAGCUGGCCUUGGUGCAGUAAGGAACUUAAAACAAUGGAGGAGCGCAAAGUGAAGAGGAGGAGUCCUAAGUCUUUUAGUGCCCACUCUACUCAGGUUGUUAAUGCCAAAAAAAAUGCCAUUCCAGUUAGUAAAAGCACGGGGUUUUCAAAUCCUGCAUCACAGUCAACUUCACAGCGACCAAAGUUAAAAAGAGUGAUGAAAGAAAAGACCAAACCUCAGGGUGGAGAAGGCAAAGGCGCUCAGUCAAGCCCGAUCCAGCACUCCUUCCUCACCGAUGUCUCUGAUGUCCAGGAGAUGGAGAGGGGGCUCCUCAGCCUUUUGAAUGACUUCCACUCUGGAAAACUCCAAGCAUUCGGAAAUGAAUGUUCCAUUGAACAGAUGGAACAUGUUCGGGGAAUGCAGGAGAAAUUAGCUCGCUUGAAUUUGGAGCUCUAUGGGGAGUUAGAGGAACUUCCUGAGGAUAAGAGAAAAGCAGCCAGUGACGCCAAUCUGGAUAGGCUUCUGUCUGAUCUAGAAGAAUUGAAUUCUUCCAUACAGAAACUCCAUUUGGCAGAUGCACAAGAUGUUCCAAAUACUUCUGCCGGCUAAAAUGAAAUGCAGUCGCUUUCUCGUGGUUUGAAGAAAAGCAUCAUUCUUUACUCUUCUAGCUGAAUCCAGUAGCGGAAUCAUCUUCCACAAUAAGGAAUUAAUUAAAGUGCAAGUGCAGUGACUGCUUUCACAUGCUGCUUUCAGUGAACUCGACUUGCUAUAAUUCACCAUAACUGGAGGCCUCGGCCUUGUGGAAGGCGUAAUCAGGAAAUGUGAUACAGAGCUUUUGCUGCUAUGCUUUAUAUUGUUGCCUUACGGGUUAUACUUGAAAUGCACUGUGCUAAAUGUUGUUGAUGAUGGGGCUGAAGGAUUUAUCCUUCCUGAGCUCACCAAACUUAUUCCACUGUUGAUCAUAAGUUGAUGAUGCCCAGGCUUUUCGUGGGAGCCCAGCUUCAGUUUACGUUAGACAAUCAGUACACACGCCCGGUGUGUUUUCCAGUGGCCAGUGACAACAAAAUGUUAAAUGAGUAUUUGUGAAAUUUGCUAUUUUUAGUAAAGUGAUUGUUUUAAA
This is a messenger RNA of Balaenoptera ricei (Rice's whale), 1251 nucleotides long. RefSeq names its product coiled-coil domain containing 28A (gene CCDC28A). The transcript is spliced from 6 exons. NCBI's taxonomy places the organism in Eukaryota, Metazoa, Chordata, Mammalia, Artiodactyla, Balaenopteridae. The coding region runs from base 186 to 740 and encodes 184 amino acids. The record is from RefSeq and is a predicted model, not a curated record.